AUGAGUACGGGAGGAGACAAUACCCCACUGUGGGGCGGUCAACAAAUUAGUUAUCCACCGUCCGAUUCAUCUUGCCUCGCCAAUCUGAUGGACUCGUUGGCCCUAGACACUACGUUCCAGUCAUACACAGGAUGUGACUUUACUCUACCAGGCUAUAGUGAAAUAAUGCCUAGGUCGGAGUACCAAAUUCAAGGUGUUCCUCUCGAUGGCACAAUGGUAGAAAAUGCAUCGAUUUGUAACGCUCCGUAUCAGCAACAAGUUCAAGUGAUGUAUAGUGAUUUACAGAACUCCGUACUGUCUCCAGAUGGAAGUUGUUGCUCGGCAGUAACCGAUGAACUCGGCUGUAAUCCCACUUACCAAACAAUACCGAACCCGAUGAAUCUCGGUGAGGUAGACCAGCCAGCUGGUCAGAUUUCCGAUCGAACUAAAAUCACCAUCCUCGAGGACGUGCUUAUUACACCGGCCACAAAUCAACCGCCACAACAACAACACCAACAACCACAACAACAACAACCACAACAACAACAACAAAACCAAGUGGAUAAGAAACCCCGCAGACAGCGCCGAGAUGGGACGGAACCACCUAAGCGUAGACGGCCAACUGGCUGUUCCAACAGCGAGUUCAAGUGCGAAGAAUGUAACGCUUGGUACGUCAGUAAAUGCGGAUUGAGCCAGCAUACGAAGUGGAUUCAUGACUUGGAGCUGGACUUUCCCUGCGAAAAGUGUGGAAAAAACUUUUCAUCGGAAGAAAAGCUUACCACUCACCGAAAACGGCACAAUCAAGCGGACAAGCCGUACAAAUGCGAUCAGUGCACGCGUCAAUAUAUGCAUAAAAAUGAUUUAAAACGUCAUAAGUACAAGCACAGUAACAAUGCACCGUUCGCGUGCAACCAGUGCGACAAGCGUUUCAGUCGUAACGAUCAUCUGGCUCUUCAUCUGCGGACUCAUGAGCGACGUGCCAUUAGGUUAAUGCAGCAACGAACCAUUUACCGCGGCUAA
Sabethes cyaneus is the source of this 999-nucleotide messenger RNA. Its product is annotated as zinc finger protein 75A-like. Lineage: Eukaryota; Metazoa; Arthropoda; Insecta; Diptera; Culicidae. The transcript has a single exon. Gene Ontology annotation, cellular component: nucleus. Bases 1 to 999 code for a protein of 332 amino acids. The record is from RefSeq and is a predicted model, not a curated record.